AUCGUGGUGCUUUUAGAGUGGGGUGAGCACGUGAGAAAGGAGGACGGGUAGUACUCGUGCGCCUCUCGUUCGCACACGAGAGAGUCCUGGUGAGGGUUCCCCCCUAGUGCCAGUUUCGUGUACUCUCUCUCUCUCUCUCUCGUCCAUUCGUGGACUGAGUUGGAACGAUUGAAGAGAGUUAGUGUACAACCGCGGGUGGAAGCAGGAGCGUAUUCAGUGUGAGUGAGAGGAUAGGAAUCGAGUUGAGGUUGGUGGCGAGCAAGAGACGAACGACGGGUACAGAGUGGCGGUACACGGGGCGCGAGAAAAGCCAGUAGUGUGCCGUGGACCACCGCACUGGCAUACCGUGGUUCGUUACGAUACCCUUCGUACACCCUUUUGGCCCCUAAAGUAUACAUUCAAUUCCAUCAUCGGGCGGUUAUCGAGAAAUUUUUCAGUUUUUCGUCAGGAGUGAUCAGUGAGCAGUGAACAAUCAAGACCAAUUCGUCAUUUGUAGACGAAGUUUAUUUUUCUGAGUUUCUGGCCAUUGGCUAGAUUUUUCAAAAAUCCUUUUCAUUUGUGAUUGACGUAUAUUGUUUGGAUUAUUUUGGUACAUCAGUUUUAUCUCUUGCGGUUUUUGUUUUUACCCAGAUAUUCGCAACUGUGUACCGGCCAGUUCUCCAGGUAGACUGAAACUGGAGUCGCGUGCCGGAUUGCGCGGGACAGCCCAAGGUGGCAUUUUAUAGCCCGGUCUUAUUGCCCGAUUUUAUAGCAUCGUAACGGGCUGUUAGCCAUCAUCAUUCAAUCGGCUGUUCUUUAUACGACAUUGGUUAUCUCAGUAUAGACUUGGAUAACUGAAAAUAAGGGACAUUAAAAUAACAUUUAUGGUGUUGGAGCCAUUACUUUACGUGUCAUGUUUAUAUGGACUAUUGACAAGUUGGGAUAAUCUUCAAUUUUGUCAUCAACUCACCGGCCGCCAAUGACUUUAACGACUUUUGCGGCCGGUUUGACGUAUCAUCUUAUCACGUACUAAUUAUCAGUGUCGCUAAAUUUCCCAGUGGCAAUAAGCGUUUUGAGUACCUGUCGUGAAAUCGUUUAACUUGUUGUUUGAAUAUAUGAAAAAUUUUAAGUGAAACACUUGUGGACAGUUGUGCAUUAAAACUCUAUCAUUUGGAAGAUAUCCUUCCCCACAGAUAAAAAUUAAUUAAGUGGUGAUUGUGUUGUACAAGUGUUUCCAAGAUACCCGGAAUAAUGAACUCAUACUUUGAGCAGGGUGCGGGUGGCUUCUACGGAAGUCAUCAUCAUCAGACUGGUGCAGCAGGACAACAUCAUGAUCCAGCAACAGCAGCUGCUUACAGAAGUUUUCCACUUGGUCUCGGUAUGUCACCGUAUGCAUCAAGUCAGCAUCAUCAUCACAGCACAAGUAGCCUCGGAAUUCAUCCUGGAAGUGGUACCAAUACACGACCACCUCAGGAUUCACCUUACGACGCUAGUGUAGCAACGGCAUGUAAAUUGUACUCAUCAACACCCGAAGCAACUGGCCAUACAACAUCGUCAUAUUCAAGUACAACAAGCAAAGACUGCAAGCAACAAGAACAAGCAGUAGCAGCAGCUGCUGCUGCCCACCAGAAUGGUUAUGCUGCAGUUAUGGCUGCUGCAGCUGUCAAGGACGUUUGGCAAUCGGCGACCUCAGGCGCCAAUGGCCAAAGUAAUCCUGUUGUACGUCCAUCCGCGUGUACCCCCGAGGGCACGAGAGUCGGCAGCUACGGCGGCCUCGUGGGCGGUGAUCCAGCCUCAAGUCCCGGCAACAACGGCUCCUCUAGGUCCUUAACGUCAUCGUGGAACACCUGCAGUCUCAACUCUACCGCUAGCCAACCGGUCGCCACUCAACUACAUCAACAACCAACCGGCAACCAUACAUUCUACCCCUGGAUGGCCAUAGCAGGUGCAAAUGGCUUACGCAGACGCGGCCGACAGACAUACACACGUUAUCAAACAUUGGAACUGGAGAAAGAAUUUCACACGAAUCACUACCUCACAAGGCGGAGGCGGAUCGAAAUGGCACACGCACUAUGUUUGACGGAAAGACAAAUAAAAAUAUGGUUUCAAAAUCGGCGAAUGAAGCUGAAGAAGGAGAUACAGGCGAUUAAGGAAUUAAAUGAACAAGAAAAACAGGCACAAGCGCAAAAAGCAGCAGCAGCGGCGGCCGUUGCCCAUCAACAAGGGGGUGGAGGACCCGACGGGGGUAACUAGGGGUACGCCCUUCACCGGAGUCCCCCUGAUCACUCAAAUGCCAAUCCACACCAUCCACUGCUAGCACCACAAUGUACACAGCUAUAUUAAGGUGAGUCGCAGGCUGCUCCAACUGUUUUUGUAAUGCCAAAUAGGUGUCGAUGUGCUGCUAUCUCAAAUCCGUCGAUAGUAAAAAAAAAGAAAAUUAUAAAAACCAUAAUCGGUUGCGGCUUUUUGGAUGCUGCAUCCGGUGAGUGACUGAACCCCCCGGAGUCUCCCGUAGUGAAAAAAAACCUGACACAAAACACAUCACUUUAAUAAUUGAGAGAGAUACAAUCCUAGGAAUGCUGAAUAACUCAUGCGAUCAAUUCGAUCCACACGACUUUUCACAACUGCAAUGAUCAACAGUAGCAUCGCUAGUUCUCACUAAUCCUAGAACUACAUUUUACUUUAGUAAAAGUUGAAAAAAAAUAUAUAAAAAUUCUUUCACGUUCAUGUUUAGUGCAUCGGCAUCCGUAGAGAUUUCUUUGUAAUUUUAGUCGUGAUUUUUAUUAGGCCUUUGCCUGAUUAACGGGACCGUGCAACGAAUGAAAAUGAAAAAUAAUCGCCCGGGUGGAGAUAUACGAUGUGAAAUUAAUGAUUAAAAUUCAAAAAAUAAAAAAAAAAUAAAUUUGCCAAUCGCGUCGUAACGAAUAUACGUAAUUAUGAUAAUAAUGUGAAUCGUGGGUCAUUCUCACACGAAACUCAGAUACGUAAAGAAAAAGUCUACGAGUAAUUCGUAAGUAAAUUUAGAAUUUAGAAACAUUGUUUAGGAAAUGGAAGUGAUGUUGAGAGAAUAAAUAAUCGCAUGUCGCGACUAUGCCCCGGUGAAUAAAUAUAUUUAUAUAAUAUACAGAUCGGUGUACAAAGUCAUGAAAAUGUUCAUUUUUUUUUUCUUGAUUAAUUGUAAUUAUUCGUUUGAUAUUGAAGAAAAUGUUCACAUGUUUAGCGUAUCCGUUAGUGAGCGACAAUACGAUGACUGCUGUUAUUAUAUUUUUGUUAUGUAUAUUUCUUUUUUUAUUAUUUCACGCGAGACGCGGCGGGGACACGCUUUUACCAACCGCCAUCCUCAUAUUUCACAUUUUCGUGAGAACUUGUCAGGGGGUAAUUUCAUCCCCAAAUUGAUGCAUUGUAAUUCCGGUGGAGAUUGAUGAAAGCGUGUCUUGCAAUAAAGUUGGUAAAUAUUAUAUGAAUAUGUAUAUUUAUGCAUAUACAUCGAAGUUCAAAUUUUUUGUUAUGAUUAUGUUGUAAACGAUAUUAUCACGUAUUGGCUCAACAAAUAUUGAUUAAUGUGAAUAACGGGUGCGCGAUGUGUCCGAAAUUGCGGAGAAAAAAAUCUUCUUUUGGGGGAAAAAUUUUUUGAUUCCAUUUGUGAGUGAUUCAAGGUCAAAUUGUUCAUGGAUUUUCACUUUACGAAGAUGAAAAUUGUAUUCAAACUGUUUUUGAAGCUUCCAAGGGUUAAAAGGGUUAUAAUUUGAAGGGUAAUACUUUUUAUAUUCAUCAGAAUCGUCAAAAUGUUGAAAUUUUGCUCUUAGUUUCUCACGUACAAGAAUACUAAGAUGAAAAAAAUUGUAAAAAAAACAAUUCAACCUUGAUUCACAUUUUUUUUUAUUACAAGUCGUCUCGUUCCUCGAAUCCAUCAAUUUUUCUCAACCAUUUAGAACCUUUUAAUCUCCGUGACAGCCUAUCUUUUUCAUGAAAUCUAUAUAUUUAAAAAAAUUGUGAAAAUAUAUAUAAAAUGAUUUAAGAAAUCAGAUGAAAAAUAAUUGAACUCGUCCUCGAUUGAAGUAUGACGUAACAAAUGAAAAUCACAAUGUACGUACCUACUUAGUACCUAUACGCCUGUUUGAAUGAGUGAGAACGAGAAGAAAUGCGUGGUGAUACUCUUGCAGUAAUUUUACUCUAGUUAAUGAUUGUAUACGAGUAGCUAAGAGACAUCCGCCGCGGAAGGCGUCUAGAUGGCUUCAGAUGGUGAGGAUAAAGAGCUAACGAUGACGAUAUGGCUCGAAAAAAUCAUAAAUAGCCACCAGAAAUUGAUUUUCACUCCAUUUUUUCAUUUAUCAAAAAUUCACAGCGAUAAAAAAAAUAAUCAUACAUCAAAAAAUGGUUUACAAAUUCGCUCCUUACUUUUGAGGUUAGCUAAAUCAUUGAUAAGUUGGAAAACCUGCGUUAUCGAUUGCCAAUAAUGCAGAGAAAGUUCUAAAGUUAUUGAUGCAACUUCAAAAUUAUUUUUGUUGUUAUCGCCUCUUGAACAGUCUCAAAUUUCGAAUAGUGUUUUUUGAUGGAUCAGGGAAUUCAUUGGGAGACAAAUUCAGUGGUUUUUAAUUUUCUUGGCACGCCCUUAAAAGAAUGCAUAUAAAAUAAAGAAAAAGAAACCAGUGAAACGUAGUUAAAAAGUUUAAAAAAUACAGUAUUUCUAAGAGGACUGUAAUUUUAAUAAUUAUUUAUUUUGCGGAUCUCCGAGUUUAAAAAAAAUGAGCCCUCUAAUCGCUCCACUUGUACUAUACGUAAUUAGGUUACUUAGGUUCACUCUGAAGUGAGCAAUAAACUACGAUUUAAUGGUAGUUGUGCGUUUUUUGUGUGAACGUUGAAAGAAAAAGGGAAAUCAUUGGUCUUAUUUCUUUCAUUUUGUAAUAUAUCGAUUAUUUACCGAAAAGAAAAACAAAUGAUCCUGAUGUAUGUAUCCAAAAGCGAACAGGACUGCAUCUGCCUAAUAAAUAAAGCAUUGUCUAAUAGAAAAUAUGAAGGAUCUUGAAAUGAGGACAGGGCAGUUGCUGUUCUGAUCGCCAUUGUAUUGUUACGCUGAUUAUAUACAAUUGCUAAAAAAAAAAUGAGAAAAAAAAGAAAAUAAAUAUGACUUGAAUUCGAAAAAAAAAGUCUCGUCUCUCGACUGCUUCAUUGCUCACGGCCCUGGUCGACAGAGCUUCUACCCUUACAAAACCUCAAAAUUUUGAUGAUGUAUUUCACAGCUCCUCGAAUACAUCGUCUUCCCGGAAGUUAGCCGGUAUCUACUAAUUCCAUUAAUUAAUAUGAAACAAUUUUGAGCAAAAUACGGCUUAGAACACGAACGUUAAAAAAGAGGGACAACGAAUGAGAGACAAAUUCAUGUAGUUCCGAUAAGGAUGAGAAAACAAGAAAAAAAAUUAUCAAGAAAUAGUAUAUUUUGUAACGAGUGGAAAAAAAUUAUUUUUGGCGAGUGAUAUAAUCUCCCGACCCUCAACUAAAUACACUCAUUAUCUCUCGGUGGUGGCACCACUUUCGCCGAGAAAAACAUGUUUGAUUUAUGGAUUUCCCGUUUGAAAUGAACCUUGAAAAAAAAAUUUCCGUCUCUAAAUUAUUUAUUAAUUUAUAAAUUUUCUAAAUGUAUAAAAUCCUGCGUAUCUCAUUCACAGAAUUAUUAUAUCAACCAAGAAAAGCCUUCAAUCGCCCAGGUUUUUUAAUACCCAUUCAGCCACUAGGAGUCGCAUUCAUUUACAGCGCCGCCAAUCAUCGGAAAACCGAAGGAACAUAAAAAAAUCACCUGUGCUAAUCUGAUCUUUUCCUACUCAUCAAUCAAAAAUAUAAACAAAAGAUGAGGAUCCGAAGAAAAAACUCAAAGGAAACCCGCUAACAAACAAUAACCACCGAAGACAAUAAAAUCAUUCCACAAUCUCCUCUCUUAUAACUUCAAAUAUUCAGUAUUUCAUCCCCCACCUCCCCCCUAAAAUCAGACGCUACCGCCUGGAAAUUCCCAACGAUCCCAUAUGUACUCGAUUUGACACUGAUUUUUCCGCGCUUUAAAUCCCCCAACAACCGCCAGCAUCAAUUUUUCAGACGACUGUACCGCGCUCCCUUAACGGCGCUUAAAAGUCACAUGAAAACGGACAGUCCCACCCCCAACCACCGGCAAAAGUACUGGAACCACAAUAACGACCAGAGUCCAGCCCCAAAGUUGAUCCGGGGUCGAGGCUAUCCACCGAUAAGUCUUCCGCACGUUAUUAAUAUGUUAUUGCGGAAAGACGCCCUCAUGAAAGUCGACAAGGAGAGGAAAAAUAUGUUUUUUUUUCGAAAAAAAAAUAUGGCACAACCCCGCGGCGAAUAGAUACACAUUUGUGCGUGGAUUGUAUGUGUACCGGCCACUAAAACGUGUGAGGGAUACAGCAAAUGCUAUUUCACUGGGUGGAUGCUGGUGGUUGGGUAAAAUUCAGCAGACGCCAUUUGUAUUAAUGAAGUCGCCGACAAUGCUACACGCUAGAUGAAUUAUGUACCUGCGAUCGAGUCGAAACCAAAACGUCGGAUAUAAAGCCACCCCCUACCCCAUUCCACUCUCCCAGUACAUGAAACUCAAUUUUUCUCGUAGGUGUAACGAAAAGUCGGUAAAGUAGGUCGCCUCCGGGGGCCGCUGUCGGGGGGAUAAAGUUGGGAUUUUUUAUGCGAUUAAAAAAAAACGGCAAGUUCAUGUUUAUGAAUGCGAGCGGAAAAGUUGGCCCAACUGCGGCUUAAAUUUACGGAAAUACGGAGAAUUAAUAUCUAAUUUCAAAAGUUUUUUUUUUUGUUUGACGACGGAGUUAUUAUCUGGACGAUAUAGCGUGCAUCCGUCAUGGCGGGGAUAACACGAGCGGUUUACUUUGGA
Molecule: messenger RNA, 6862 nt
Organism: Diachasmimorpha longicaudata
Lineage: Eukaryota; Metazoa; Arthropoda; Insecta; Hymenoptera; Braconidae
Gene: Ubx
Product: homeotic protein ultrabithorax
Exons: 3
Coding region: 1231-2232 (333 amino acids)
Biological process (GO): anterior/posterior pattern specification; negative regulation of transcription by RNA polymerase II
Cellular component (GO): nucleus
Molecular function (GO): RNA polymerase II cis-regulatory region sequence-specific DNA binding; DNA-binding transcription factor activity, RNA polymerase II-specific
Source: RefSeq, a predicted model, not a curated record